UCCCAGCUCGAGCUCUCGUCUCUGUCACGUACCACAAAGCCGGGAAAGCUCGUGCCUCCAAGAAAAAUGGCGUUCCGCAGAACCAUUGCACGGAGCAUAUGGGCAGCCAAGAGCGCGGCCGCCAGCUCUGCCGCCGCGGUGCCCAAGCCCCCGCCUCCCAUCCUCCCGGCGAGGCGGACGCUGCCGGUGGUGGAGGACUGCCCCACGCUCGCAUUCCUGCGCCCGCGCCCGGCCACCGCCCGCUACUCCACCGUCUCCGUGCCGCUCCCGCACCACUGCUUCCCCGCGUUCCCCGUCGGCGACCAGCUGUUCAACCGCCUCGUCGACGGGCUCACGCCGCCGCCUGCCGCCGUGCCGUGGAGGCCCGGGGAGGCGGGGGUGACGCUGCAGGAGGCGAGGAAGGUGGCGAGGGCGGCGGAGAUGGAGGCCGCGCGCGCCACGCUGAGGGCCAACCCCGAGAGCGUCGUGUCCAGGUCAGAGUACGCCGCGCUCUGCGUCGACAUUGCGGGCGGCGCGGAGGGCGGGCGCAGGCUCGCCGGGGCUCUCGACGAGGCCGGCGCCGUCAUCGUCCUCGCCGACGCCGUCUUCCUCCGCCCCGACCAGGUGGCAAAGGCGAUCGGGAGCAUGCUGCCGGCGCCGGCGCGCGCGGCGGCCGCGGGCGACGACGUCGAGGCGCGCACGCGGGAGCUCGCGGCGCUGGAGCGGCAGAAGGCGGCCAUCGACGCCAAGGCGGCGGCGCAGACGCGGCGGGAGCUGUGGUGCGGGCUGGGCCUGCUGGCGGCGCAGACGCUGGGGUUCAUGCGGCUCACCUUCUGGGAGCUGUCGUGGGACGUGAUGGAGCCCGUGUGCUUCUACGUCACCUCCAUCUACUUCAUGUCCGGCUACACCUUCUUCAUGCGGACGGCCAUGGAACCCUCCUUCGAGGGCUUCUACCGGAGCCGCUUCGCGGCGAGGCAGCGCCGCCUCAUGCGCGCCCGCCAGUUCGACGUCGCCCGGUACAACGCGCUGAAGCAAGGGGAGCGGCGCGGCGUGUCCGGCUCCGGUUCUGUGGCACAAAGCGAUCACGGCGAGUGCGAUGCCGACGUUUUCAGGCACGCCACGCACGCACAUCAGUAGCGCCGUUCUUCUAGGGAACUCUGGUACAGGCUAACUAGUUUGAGACGUAGUCGCAAAAUGAAAAGAAAAAACUAGCUUGAGACGUGUAGUAGAGUGCUUAUCAGGAUUCACCGAUUGAGGGUCCAUGGCACAGAAAAUUCACCGAUGUUUGAGUUUGUUUAUAACUUGUAUAGUAAUGGUAAAAUUCACCAUUUUAUCGUGAA
Molecule: messenger RNA, 1319 nt
Organism: Triticum dicoccoides
Lineage: Eukaryota; Viridiplantae; Streptophyta; Magnoliopsida; Poales; Poaceae
Product: calcium uniporter protein 2, mitochondrial-like
Exons: 1
Coding region: 67-1116 (349 amino acids)
Biological process (GO): calcium import into the mitochondrion; mitochondrial calcium ion homeostasis
Cellular component (GO): uniplex complex
Molecular function (GO): calcium channel activity; uniporter activity
Source: RefSeq, a predicted model, not a curated record